AUGGAACCUGUGUCAGAGUCUUUCAUUAUGGGUAUUGAUGAGGCCGGUCGCGGGCCUGUGCUAGGUCCCCUUGUCUAUGCAUGCUGUGCGUGUCAAGCGGGCCGCCUGCAGGAACUGGAAGCUACUGGAGUACGCGAUAGCAAAAAGCUUUCGGCACAGUGCCGGGAACGAAUCUUUCAAACCCUUGGAGAAAAUGCGGACUGGAUCUACAGUAGGACCCGUAUACUGAGUCCAGAAAUGCUCUCCGCAACGAUGCUCGGGCGGAAACGAGUGAACCUCAACGAGACCAGCUAUGCUGCCACCAUCUCGCUCGUGAAGGAUGCGCUUUCCUCCGGAAUGUUUAUCGAAGGGCUUUUUGUGGACACCGUUGGUGAGCCGGAUGCGUACCAGAUGCGGCUUAAACGCAUCUUCCCCAAGAUACCUCGUAUCGUUGUCCAAAGCGAGGCUGAGUCACGAUUCGCAGUGGUAGCUGCGGCUAGCAUCAUUGCGAAGGUCACCCGAGACAAGGCCCUUCGAACAUGGACCUUCCCUGAGGAGGCGAAUGACCCACAGCUGCGUUUCUCGCGCGAGUACGGCUCUGGCUAUCCCGCAGACCCGCUGACGCAGCGGUGGCUCCGCAAGCACCUGGACCCGAUUUUCGGUUUUCCUAGUAUUGUUCGGUUCAGUUGGUCAACCUGUUCCCGGAUUCUGGAGAAGGAAUGCGUGCAAGUAGACUGGCCGGAGGAGGAUUCUACCUCAGGAGCCCUGCUUCCUUUUAUCAUGAGAAGGAAAAAUCAUUCGCCGGGGCCAUGCGGCUGCGCUUUCCUCGAAGCGGCGCAUGUCCGGCGACUAGUGGUGGACGAGCCGCCACCAUUGCCGGUGCCAACACCAAAGUUGGUACCCGCGAAGCGACCCACCCGACGACGUCCUGACUGCGCGAAGCGCUCCCGGGUCGAGCGCAAGUCAGUUUCCAAGCCGUCUUCCAGACGCGAUCAAAAGCGAGCGUAG
Molecule: messenger RNA, 987 nt
Organism: Cyanidioschyzon merolae strain 10D
Lineage: Eukaryota; Rhodophyta; Bangiophyceae; Cyanidiales; Cyanidiaceae
Product: probable ribonuclease HI large subunit
Exons: 1
Coding region: 1-987 (328 amino acids)
Biological process (GO): DNA replication, removal of RNA primer; mismatch repair
Cellular component (GO): ribonuclease H2 complex
Molecular function (GO): RNA-DNA hybrid ribonuclease activity; RNA binding
Source: RefSeq, a predicted model, not a curated record